AUGGUGGCGCCUUCAACCAAUACAUCCUUGGUGGAUGUUUCCAGCAAAUACUCGGGCCCAUGCCGAUUUUUAUUCAAAAACGAACUUGAACAACCGUCGGGUUCGUUCAAACUCCGCGGAAUGAGCAAGUUAGUAGGAUCUGCUGUGGAGAAAGCCAAACUGGAAAGUUCCUCCAGUGUUCAUGUCUACACUUCGUCUGGAGGUAACGCCGGAAUCGCUGCUGCUUACGCGAGCAAACAUCAUAAUGUUCCAUGUACGGUCGUACUUCCUGUAACAUCGAAGCAGGCCGCUUUGGACGCAUUAACCUUGCUUGGUGCUACCGUCGUCAUCCAUGGAGCACAUUGGGGCGAGGCAGAUACUUACUUGAAAGAAGUGGUAAUGAAAAAGGACCAAGAGAUUCAGCCAGAUACUCUAGCCAUCUAUUGCCAUCCUUUCGAUAACGAAAUAUUGUGGGAAGGACAUGCAGACAUUGUCGAUGAUGUUGCUAGUCAAUUAAAAGAGAUGAACGUCAGUCCUUCCAACGUGAAGGGAAUUGUGUGCAGCUGCGGCGGCGGAGGACUCUACAAUGGAAUUGUGACUGGAUUAAGAAGAAAUAAUUUGUCGGAAGUUCCGGUUUUGGUGCUUGAAACCAACCAGACUCCGGCAUUUUAUCAAUCCGUGGCUGCUGGUAAGCCUAUUGUGUUGCCUAAGGUGGAGACUUUGUCCACUACUUUGGGUGCACCAUAUAUUUGCGAGAAAACUUGGGAAAUCUUCCAGAGCCAUCCAACUUUUGUUGAGAUCAUGGACGAUUUGGAUGCUGUUCAAGGCACUAUUGACUACUAUGAAGAUUUUGGGGCACUUGUGGAACCAGCAUGUGGAAUCACUGUAGCAGCAGCUAAUAAGAAGCAGGAAUUGUUGUCUGUAUUUGGAGAAUUGAAGCCCGACGAUGUGAUUGUGUUUAUCAUAUGUGGCGGAUCUGGAAUUCUGUCCGAAUUGUUGGAGACUUAUCGUGGUUUGGUUGCGAAGUAG
This is a messenger RNA of Sungouiella intermedia, 1008 nucleotides long. The record is from the annotation of a GenBank genome assembly. Lineage: Eukaryota; Fungi; Ascomycota; Pichiomycetes; Serinales; Metschnikowiaceae.